UUGGGAGGCAAAGGGCCACACGCCGGCUGGCCGGUCCAGGGGCCCACCACUCCCCGAUCCACCUUGGGCUGGCGUUGCUGCACGGGAGCCUCAGAAAGAUUGCUGUGGGGCUGCCAUGGGGCCCUCGGCCGUCUCGGCCAAGCCGGCGCUGGAGCGCGAAGCACCAGCGCUACCCCCUGCGAAAGGCCGCCCCCUGUGCGUUCGGAAGACCGUGGCCGCCCUCCUGGCGAGCGCUCUCCUGGCGGGAGGUGGCGGGGUCCUUGUGGGUGAGUCCCUCGCCCGCUUGGAGCAUGGAUCUGGGCCGGGAGCCCUUUCGGGGCUGCUUCCUCCACAUGGGGCCAGGCGCUGGAAGGGCCAAAUCCCCAGGGGCAAGAGCGGAAGGCGGCCUGUCAGAGGCCCAGUCUCGCCCGCCACGGGACCCCCCGCCCGUCCUCGGGUGUCCCCUUGGGGGUGUCCUUCCGCCGCCGCCCCCCCGGAGUUCGGAACUCGUUCCCUCUCCUCCUCCUCUUCCCCAGCCUUCCUGGCGCAGCGUGAAUUUGCCGUGGAGCACGUGGCCGAGUUGUGGGGGAUUCCUUACGAGAGCAGCCUGGAGCACCCGGGCUCGGACUACUCCCGCAUGCUCACCCCGGUUCUGGAGGGACUGUUCCGAAGCAGCUUCCAGAAUUCCUCCCUGGAGGGCCGCUGCGCCCGCUGCUCCGUCCUGCAGUACAGGAGGGGCAACGCCAGCGUCCUCGUCCGCCUCCGCCUCUGGUUCUCCACGGAGCCGCCCAGCCCUGCCCAGGAGGAAGAGGCCCUGAUCCGGGGGCUGGCGGCCGCCCUCGGAGGGCAGGGGAUUGCCUUGACCACCUACGGCACCCUCUCGUCGGUAUCCCUCGCAGUUCUUGCAGACUGUGGCGCCCGCCCGGCCCUGCAGGCCUCCAGCCGGAUCGUGGGCGGCUCCCAGGCCUCCCGGGGGGAGUUCCCCUGGCAGGUCAGCCUGCGGGAAAACCAGGAGCACUUCUGCGGGGCCACCAUCCUGUCCGCCCGCUGGCUGGUCUCGGCCGCUCACUGCUUCAAUGAGUUCCAGGAUCCCGGGAGCUGGACGGCCCAUGCAGGAAGUGUCUGGCUGAGCGGGGGUGGCGAGGGCGUCGGGGCGAAGGCCGGCGUGGCCCGCAUCCUACGGCACCCCUCCUAUGACACAGACACGGCCGACUAUGACAUCGCCCUGCUGGAGCUGGCGGAGCCCUUGGCCUUCUCCAAGUAUGUCCAGCCUGUCUGCCUGCCGGCCGCCAGCCACGCCUUCCCCGUGGGCAGGAAGUGCCUCAUCUCGGGCUGGGGAUACCUGAAGGAGGACUUCUUGAUAAAACCGGAGCUGCUGCAGAAGGCGACGGUGGAGCUGCUGGACCAGGCACUUUGCACCACCCUCUACAAGAACGCCCUGACCGCCCGUAUGGUGUGCGCCGGCUACCUGGAGGGCAAGGUGGACUCCUGCCAGGGGGACUCCGGGGGCCCACUGGUCUGCGAGGAGACCUCCGGCCGUUUCUUCCUGGCCGGCAUCACCAGCUGGGGGAUUGGCUGCGCGGAGGCCCGGCGCCCAGGCGUCUACACACGAGUCACCAAGCUCAGGGACUGGAUCCUGCACACCAUGGCCGCCCCCCCUGCCCAGCCUGGCCUCAGCCGCCCAACACUGUCCUGGCCCGUGGCCUCCACCACCGUGGUUGGUGGCAAGCUCCGCCCCACUGUGGCCACGGACUGGCCGGCAGCCACAAUGGCCUGGCCUCAAGAGUGUGGCCGGAGGCCAGGCUUCGCCAAGCCGAACAAGAUCGUGGGGGGCGUGGACGCCUCCCGGGGGGAGAUCCCCUGGCAGGUCAGCCUCCAGGAGGGUCUGCAGCACUUCUGCGGGGCCACCAUCAUCGGCGAGCGGUGGCUGCUCUCCACUGCCCACUGCUUCAACCACACCAAGGCCGAGCGCCUGGUGGCCUUUGCGGGCAUCACCUCCCUGGCGGCCGCCGAGACCUCCUCGGUCAAGGCGAGCGUCAAGCGGGUGGUGGCGCACCCGGCCUAUGACCCGGCCCGGCUGGACUUCGACGUCGCCCUGCUGGAGCUCAGCCACCCGCUGACUUUCGGGAAGUACGUCCAGCCCCUCUGCCUCCCGCUGGCCGUCCACAAGUUCCCUGCGGGCCAGAAGUGUCUCAUCUCUGGCUGGGGCAGCGUCCGGGAGGGCAACGCUUCCAAGCCAGAGAACCUGCAGCGGGCCUCGGUCGGGAUCCUCGACCAGAAGACCUGCAACGCCUUGUACAACUUCUCCCUCACUGAGCGGAUGCUCUGCGCCGGCUUCCUGGAGGGCCAGGUCGACUCCUGCCAGGGCGACUCGGGUGGACCCCUGGCGUGCGAGGAGACCCCGGGGGUCUUCUACCUGGCCGGGCUGGUCAGCUGGGGCCUGGGCUGUGCUCAGGCCAAGAGGCCCGGGGUCUAUACCCGGAUCACCAAGCUGAAGGGCUGGAUCGUGGACGCCAUGGCCUCCCUGCGCCCGGGCACCGUCCCCGGGAGCCUGGUCGGAGCCCUGCCUGCCUCCUCCAGCAUCCUGGCCACCUCCUCUGUGCCCGCCUUCAGCCAGCCCUCAGCCAGCCAGGGGAUGACGCGGCCUCUGCUGAGCACCAGCCUCCGGGCCGGCGCCAGCCUCUCCCGGAUGACCGCCAGCUUCUCCCGAGCUCCUCUGCUUCCAGGUGUUCCCUGCAGCCCCUCCACCUUCAAAUGCUCCAGCAAAGUCUGCAUCGGGAAGGUGAACCCAGAGUGCGAUGGCAUCCCAGACUGCAGCAACGGCAAGGAUGAGGCCGACUGCGACUGCGGCCUGACCCCGGCCACGGCUUUCAGCAAGAUUGUGGGGGGCAGUGGGGCAGCCCGCGGAGAGUGGCCGUGGCAGGUGAGCCUGUGGCUGCGUCGGAAGGAGCACAAGUGCGGCGCCGUCGUGAUCGCCGAGCGCUGGCUCCUGUCGGCCGCCCACUGCUUCGACCGAUACAGCAACCCCAAGCUGUGGGUGGCUGUUCUUGGGACACCCUCCCUGAGCGGCCUGGAUGGGCAGGUGGAGACGGUGGCUCGGAUCCUCCAGCACCCCUUCUACAACGCCUACACGCUGGACUACGACAUGGCCCUUCUGGAGCUGGCCUCCCCACUCCGCUACUCGCGGGCUGUCAAGCCCAUCUGCCUCCCUGACGGCACCCACCGCUUUCCGGCGGGGUCCCCGUGCUUCAUCACCGGCUGGGGAUCUACCAAGGAAGGAGGACCGACGUCCAAACACUUGCAAAAGGCAGCUGUGAAGCUGCUGGCGGAGGCCGACUGCCGGCGCUUCUACCCUGUCCAGAUCAGCAGCCGGAUGCUCUGUGCCGGCUUCCCGCAAGGCGCCGUCGACAGCUGCUCCGGCGACGCCGGCGGCCCGCUGGCCUGCCGAGAGCCCUCUGGGCGCUGGUUCCUGGCCGGCAUCACCAGCUGGGGCUACGGCUGCGCCCGCCCUUUCUUCCCGGGAGUCUACGCCAAAGUGACGGCCGUGCGGGGCUGGAUCGGGCAGAACCUCAAAGAGUGAUGCCUCUCGGGAAGAAAAGAGAGGCCACCGAGAAAGGGGAGAGUGCCUUGUCCCCCCACCCCGGACAGGCCCUCGACAGCCUGAACGUAGCCCGUAGCCCGGGAGGUGCUGACAGCGCCCCCGCUCUGGGCCAACGUAGACCUUUUUCUCUGAAUAAAGAGGCCUUCCUGUGAAA
This is a messenger RNA of Pogona vitticeps (central bearded dragon), 3734 nucleotides long. Lineage: Eukaryota; Metazoa; Chordata; Lepidosauria; Squamata; Agamidae. The record is from RefSeq and is a predicted model, not a curated record.